Molecule: messenger RNA, 5025 nt
Organism: Acanthopagrus latus (yellowfin seabream)
Lineage: Eukaryota; Metazoa; Chordata; Actinopteri; Spariformes; Sparidae
Product: F-box/LRR-repeat protein 3-like
Exons: 6
Coding region: 380-1705 (441 amino acids)
Biological process (GO): entrainment of circadian clock by photoperiod; SCF-dependent proteasomal ubiquitin-dependent protein catabolic process; regulation of cell cycle
Cellular component (GO): cytosol; SCF ubiquitin ligase complex; nucleus
Molecular function (GO): protein binding
Source: RefSeq, a predicted model, not a curated record
GCGGAGACACCUCCGUCUGAGUGGAGCAGCGCCCCCUGUUGACGGCUCAGUGUAGCUGCAGGCCGGCCAGCCCCACUGACUCGACUCGGCGCAGCAGCAGCAACACAAACGCCAUCUUUAACUGACAGGGAGGCAAAGUGCUGAAGCAGAGUUGUGGUGAGAAACUAGGUCAGGCGCAGGGAAAGGGAAAACACGCGUCGAAAACUUGCUCCAAAAGCUUCUAGUCAGCGUUUGUUAACAUCCCCGACACAUCGUGCUGUCCUAUGGUCCAAUGUGUUUGAUCGGUCGGCCAGCUCGAACGCAGUUUUCUUGUGUCGGUCCCGGUUGACGUUGAUUGAUCGCCUUUUCUCCAGAACAGCACACGGAGGUGAAAGCCAGGAUGAAACGAGGUCUGCAAGGGAAUGAGCAGGAGGAUGGAGGUGGCACCAGCAGUGGCUCUCAGGAGACUCUUAAACGGUCCCGCAAGCAGAGGAGGGAGAAACAUUUGGAGGAGGAGGAGGAGGAGGAGGAGGAGGAGGGAGCCCGCUGGGAGUGUCUGCCACAGGAGAUCCUGCUACACAUCUUCCAGUACCUGCCUCUCCUGGAUAGGGCUCACGCUUCUCAGGUGUGCCGGGGCUGGAACCAGGCUUUUCACAUGCCAGAGCUGUGGCGGUGCUUUGAGUUCGAGUUGAAUCAGCCAGCCAGCUCCUACCUGAAGGCCACGCACCCAGACCUCAUCAAGCAGAUAAUCAAAAAGCACUCCAACCACCUGCAGUAUGUGAGCUUCAAGGUGGACAGCAGCCGAGAGUCUGCAGAGGCUGCCUGCGACAUCCUCUCUCAGCUCGUGAAUUGUUCUUUGAAAACACUCGGGCUCAUCUCCACAGCCAGGCCAAGCUUCAUGGAGCUGCCCAAGUCACACUUCAUCUCAGCUCUGACUGUGGUUUUUGUCAACUCCAAGUCCCUGUCCUCCCUGAAGAUCGAUGACACCCCUGUGGAUGACCCCUCCCUCAAAGUCCUGGUGGCCAAUAACAGUGACACCCUCAAGCUGCUGAAAAUGAGCAGUUGCCCUCAUGUUUCACCUGCAGGCAUUCUGUGUGUGGCUGAUCAGUGUCACGGCCUGAGGGAACUGGCUCUGAACUACCAUCUGCUGAGUGACGAACUUCUCAUCGCCCUCUCCUCAGAGAAGCACGUUCACCUCGAGCACCUCCGCAUCGAUGUGAUCAGCGAGAACCCUGGCCAACAGUUCCACACCAUCAAGAAGAGCAGCUGGGAUGCCAUGGUGCGCCACUCUCCCAAAUUUAAUCUGGUCAUGUACUUCUUCCUCUACGAGGAUGAGUUCGGCCCUUUCUUCCGCGAUGAAAUCCCUGUUACGCAUCUGUACUUCGGCCGCUCUGUCAGUAAAGAUGUGCUGGGCCGCGUCGGGCUCACCUGCCCGCGUCUGGUCGAGCUGGUGGUCUGCGCCAAUGGGUUGCGGCCACUGGAUGAAGAGCUGAUCCGCAUCGCCCAACGCUGCACGCAGCUGUCGGCCAUCGGCUUAGGAGAGUGUGAAGUGUCCUGCAGCGCCUUCGUAGAGUUUGUCAAGAUGUGUGGAGACAGGCUGACACAGCUGUCCAUCAUGGAGGAGGUAUUGGUCCCGGAUCACCGCUAUGGGCUGGAUGAUAUCCACUGGGAGGUGUCAAAGCAUUUGGGUCGCGUCUGGUUUCCAGACAUGAUGCCUACCUGGUAGAGCUCCCCAACAAGAUCAAAGUCGUGUCCAGGUUUUUGUUGAACUGUGUGUUGUUUUUGUGAAAGGCCCUCAUCCAGACGUAUAUGUGUUUUCUCCCAAGCAGGUUAAGAAAUUACUUCCCUUUUGAAAUUUUAUGUGAUAGAAUGUAUGAUAUAGAUUCCAAUUUCACCAUUCUGUUCCAUAUUUUUAAAAAAAUAUAUAUUUAUAUGUGUAUUUAUAUAUAAGUUAAUUUGUCCUGUCACUCAUAACAUUUAUCACCUUUUUCUCUGAGACCCUGCAGAUUGGUUAGAAACAGAUACACGGAUAUGAGUUGGCGUGAAUACUAAUCAGAAAUACAGAAAUCAUGAAUAUAACAGUUGAAGCAUUUAAUUUCAGUAAAGUAAGUUGAAAUUCAGAUACAUUCAAGUUUAAGUGUGUGGAAGUUUAAAAAAUAGGGAUGAUCACCAUUAUGAGCUAAUGUGUUUUGAUGCUAAGUUGAAAUCACCACAGCUCCCAUCUUUAAGACCCACGUAAUGACACAUGGUGACUCUACAGGAAUGAAAUAACAUUUCAUUGUGAAUGGAAAGUGAAGUGGGAGGUUGAUCACAUUACUACAGUAACACACGAGGAUUGAAUACAAACGUUUUUUGUUUUCAUGUGUCAUCUGCUCCUGCAUCCGAUCAGCGGGUCUCUGUUCGACAUUUUUGAAUGUGUUUCAUCUCAUUUAGAAUCUGAACUGCCUCUUUCUCUGUCCUCUGAUUUGCUGUGGAGAAAGCUAAAAACAGUUCAUGACCCAUUUUCUAAGGACAGCUGUUUGUAACGUGGUGAUUUCCUUUGGCCAUAAUCAUCAAAGUCUGUAUAUACUGUGUAUAUACCAGAGUGAUGUUUUGAACAUAAUUUUUGUGUAAUGUAAAGGAGCUAUAUUUGAAUAGCCUGACUCGUGUUCCUAUUGUAAAUAUCAGUGUUUUAUUGCAAUACAAAAUGGGAGGGAGAGAUUUUAAUUGUUGACGUCAUAUCUAUACAUUUAUCCCACUGAUGCACUUUUAUUCUGAUGAAGGACCCUAGUUAAGCUAAAUGAGUUGCAAAUGAGUUCUACAGCAAAAUCAUGGUGACUGUUGAUCAGUAAAUCUGCCAAUUCUACGAGUCACCUUUGAUAGUAAAUUAAUUAGCUUUUCAUGGAGUUAUUUUUCAUUUCAUUUACAAAUAAUUUUGGGACAUUUCUUGGACAAACCAAACUUCAUUUUUUGCACAAUAGUUUACCUUAGAGAGAGAUGUUGUGGCUUUGCAUUUGUGAAAUAUAUUUUAGAUGUAGGCCUGCAACAGUAGAUUUCUAUGGGAUAACAAUUCUCUUGGAAAAUCUCACGGCUUUACACAGUUGCACACUAUUAGUUGCCAUGAAUUCCUUAAAUGUUAUGUCCUGACAGAUGUAGAGCUUGAUAUAAACUUAAAUUAUUUUUUUCAUCUCUUUAUACAAUAGAUGAGCAAAAUGUAUAUGGUAUACUGAAAACUGGCCUGCUGCUGCAAUUUUGAGUUUAAUGUACUUAAAGUUGCAAACAAAGAGGGUUGCCCCAUGGAGAGCUCUCUAAUUGAUGGGCAGGUCUUUCAAUACAUACAAAAUGUAUUGUUAAUGUGUAGUCAGAUGUUAUUAGCACCCACUGUCCAUAGCGAACAAUGAUGUUUGCGCCCAACAUUUCCUGGGUGCAUAUAUCAUUUGAGUGUUAACCACAUAAUUCUGUUGCCUAUAUUUAACCAGACUAUGGCAGAAAACUAUAAAUAAUCAGUCAUCUAAGUCUAAAAGUAACCCAUCAGUCAUGAACACCUCUGCACUUUGCAACACAUCACCUGUUGUCGAUACAAAUAGCUAAAUAGCUGCCGUAUGACUAUUCUCACUUAGGUGCAAGAAGACACUCCGUAACGUUGGCAACUUAGGCUGUUAAAAGUUUGUGAACAUCAGCAGAGAAAAGAUUAACAAUUUCAAUUAUCAUCAGCUGACAAACACAUAAUAUACAUAUUUCCUGUUGAUGAAUUUAUCUCAAAAAUGGAUUGUAACAUAAUUAAGGAUUGAGUAUUUAAAUGCAAGUACAGGGCUGCACAAUUAUGACCAAAGCAGUUUCUCAGGCUGUCAUACGAAAACAAUUGGCCGGCCUACAGUAAGGACUAUUAGAACAUCUUAAAUUGAUGGUGGUCUUUUGUAUUAAGUCCUGGAUCAUUAACCAGCUGUCUUAUGCUUCAAGUAUUUGAGAUUUAUUCUGAACUUGGAAAAACUGCCUUUAGUUUUUGUGCACCAAGCACCAAAACAUUCUCAAGAUUGACACACUCACUACUCCUGGACAAUUCAAGAGGAUCUUAAAACAUUUAAUCUUGGUGUGCAGCUGUUUUCACUGAAUACUGUUCUUUUUAAAUGUUAAACUCUGCUGAGGGAAACUUCACUGAUUUUCUAGACUGGGAAAAAAAAAGGUUUGAAUUGAAUUUGUCUGUUGCUUAAAAACAAAUUCAGCAGCAUCAUCAAUUUGCUUAUUUGAAUGUGGAGAUGCGUGUCAAUGUAAUCCACAACAGAGAAAACCCUGAUCUUAGUGAGGUCAUCGUGCAGCCCUGAAGACAGGACUAUGUGGCAGCUGAAUGUUGAUAUACCUGAAUGUGUAAGAAUGAAAUAUUAAUGUCUCACUAUUGUUUUGUUGCAAUAGAGUGAAUGGAUGAUAUUGAGAUGUGUUAAGGUGGACUUAUCAAGGAUGUUGUGUCCUGUGGACUUGUUGAAACGUGACACCCUUGGACUGUGCAAUGAAAGAAACUUGUAAAUCACUAUCUUCAGUUAAGUAAUGGUUUAUUGUUUUGCAGGGUCUAUUUUUGUCCCAUUGUGUAUUUGUAUGUAAAUGUUCAUUGUAAAAAAAAACAAAAAACAAAACGCUACUUCAGAGUAUGUUGUUCUUCAGUUGUUGCCCUCUUAUUGGGACCCAUCAUGUCUUAUUUAGACAUUUCUGAAGAUCAGCACGGCCUGGCAAUGGACUUUAUCCUUUACUGACUUACAGUACAUUUUAUCAUGUAUUUAUAACACCAUGCCAUCUGCUGGUUAAUAUUAACAGAAUAUGUAUGUAUUCAGUGCUUAUAGAUGAUUAAUGUAAUGUUCAAUGAUAUGCCAAGUAAAGGCAGCAGUUUGUUUUUGUUUUCUUUAGCGAAUACAGUGACAGUGUGUUUGUAUUUAGUUAAACAAGGAAGGAAUCCUCUUGUACUUGUACCUUGCAAAGUCAUGUAAUAUUUGAGUGAAGUCCAUAGCCACAUUUAAAAAGCCUGUUUUAAAUUUGUUUUUCAUGUCUCAAUUAUAAAGAUAACAGUUGCUUUAAUUA